AUGUCAUCUACCACUUUUGACCCUACCAUUCAAGCUAUUGCAGAUAUUAGCGGUCAAAUUACGAUUCUUCAGCAUAGCACCUCUCCAUCUACUGCAAAACUCUUUGAUAUUCGCCGUCAAAUUGAGGCUCUUCAAGCUAUUGCAAAUAUUAGCCGUCAAAUACCAACUCUUCAGCAUACCACAUCUCCAUCUACUGCACAACUCUCUGACAUUGGCCAUCAAAUUGAUGCUCUUCGGCAUAGAGCCUCUACAUCUACUGCACAACUCUCUGGUAUGCGUCUUGCUGGUUCUUCAGCCAACCCUUCGAUCUCUGUUGAGCCAAAGUCCUUUCAAGAGGCCGUUCAAUUUUUAGAGUGGCGACAAGCUAUAACUGACGAAUUUCAGGCCUUUCAGCAAACACAUAUCUGGGAUGUUGUUUCUUGUCCCGUUGGCAUCUCUUUAGUUGGUAGUAAAUGGGUUUAUAAGGUCAAGUAUCAUCCUGAUGGCACAAUUGAACGUCAGAAAGUUCGUUUAAUGGCUCGAGAAAUUUCUCAAGGCCCACGGGAUGUACUAUUGUCUCAACAGAAGAAUCUCUCGGAUAUUCUAUAUCGAGCUGAGCUAACUAAUGAUGCAACUGUUGAUAUUCCACUUCAACAGAAUGUCAAACUUCGCUCUACUGAUGGUGAGUCUUUAUUUGAUCUUACUCAAUAUCGACAUCUUGUUGGCCAAUUGUAUCUCCGGGGUACUAGCACUCGCCCUCUUCUGUUUCCUGCUACAUCCAAGUUAGAUCUUUGUGCAUAUUCUAAUGCUGAUUGGGCUGGUGAUCCUAAUACCAAGAAGUCUACCACAUGUUAUUGUAUAUUUCUUGGUGAUUCCCUAAUUUCCUGGCGGAGUAAGAAACAAGAUGUUGCUGCUCUUUCCAGCACCGAGGCAGAGUAUCGUGCUAUGUCCCUAACAGCUAAAUAG
Molecule: messenger RNA, 945 nt
Organism: Asparagus officinalis (garden asparagus)
Lineage: Eukaryota; Viridiplantae; Streptophyta; Magnoliopsida; Asparagales; Asparagaceae
Exons: 4
Coding region: 1-945 (314 amino acids)
Source: RefSeq, a predicted model, not a curated record